Molecule: messenger RNA, 4481 nt
Organism: Calliphora vicina (urban bluebottle blowfly)
Lineage: Eukaryota; Metazoa; Arthropoda; Insecta; Diptera; Calliphoridae
Gene: numb
Product: NUMB endocytic adaptor protein
Exons: 4
Coding region: 1518-3242 (574 amino acids)
Cellular component (GO): cytoplasm
Source: RefSeq, a predicted model, not a curated record
UGUAUUGUUUUCCUUUAAACCCAACAACAGCUGUCUGUAUGGCUUUUAUUUGUUAUAAAGAUAUUUCAAUGUAACCGUCCACUUUUGCCAACGCCAGUACAGUAGAGUUAUUUCAGACGCUGAAACGUAAAGAACGUGAGCACGUAUUAACCGAGAGGGUUUCAACUCGCUAUCGCUUGUCAUACCGCCGUGUAUUCUUAGGGUUUAUCUACAGUUAAAGUUCGUACCGUACUACCUUUUUUAGUACUCACAGUUUAAUGAUCAAUUUAGGUUUUUGUUUUUUUUUGUUUUGUAUUGAGGAAAUAGCUAGCGGUUUAGAUUAGAAUAUUUUUGUUUAAACGCGUUAACGUAUCGAUUAUUUUUUAAUUAAAUUUUAUAACGUCUGACGGUUUUACAAUAGUGUGGGUAAAAACAAAAGUGUAAACUGAAGUGCAAAAAUAUAAACUGAAUUCAAGCAGCAAAUACAUAAACAAUAUUAAACACGGAUUACGAAAAAAACAUAAAACAAAAGCAAAAAAAUAUUGUGGAUUACUCACUCAUAGAACAAAUUCAUUAAUUUUAAUAAAUUAUUAACAAAAAAAUAAAAACAAAACAAAAUAAUAAAUAAAAUCACUACAACAAUAAUAGAAAUAAUUAUUAAUUAGAUACAAAUAAUUAACUGAGCAAUCAACCACACAAUCAACAAAUAAACCAACCAAACAGCCAGUCAACCAACCAACCAACCUUAAAUUUGGAUUUAAAUGCUUACAACCACCAACUACAUAUUACAAAUAGCAAAACACUAAAGUAUUUCAAGUAUUUUUUUUUCUUGACAAACACAAGUACAACGUCAUUGGAUGAGUGAUCUGAAAUGAGUAUCGCAGAACUUUGAAAUAUUUUGUCAACAAUCAUUUAAAAGACGUUUAUAUAGAUUGCUGAAAUACUAAUAAUGUACAUUUGGUUUGUUAAUGGAAUUACUAUCAAAUCAAGCAAUAAAAAUCAAUCAAACUGUUGUCUAAAUUGUUAAUUACACACAAUAUAAAAUACGAUAAAACAAAAUCAAUGCAAAUUUAACAAUAAAUCAAUUAAACUACAAGCAAAUUGUGAUAUUAAAUAGUAAUAAUAAAAAUAAUAAACAAAUAAAAAUACAAUAUUACACUAAGUAGUAAUAGAUAGUUUAAUAAUACACAUCAAGGCCCAUAAAACAGCUUAAAUUUUGAAACAAAUUCAAGCCAUAUGUUUUUAUACGGAUGAUUGCAAAUUUUGUUUUGUUUUAAAUUCAAUUUAAUUUAAAUUGUAACGGUUGCUUAAAACAAUUCUCUCACGACGAGUAAAGUACCUUUGUUAAAAGGUAACCAGACAAAAAACCCUUAAAAAUAACCACGGAAAUACUUACACAUUUACACAUCCACCGUUUAAACUAUAACGAGAGCAAAACAAAUAAUAGUUUCGAUCAUAAACGAGUAGAGAACAUUUCAUCAAACCAACCAGAUCAAAGAAUUAUUUAUACUCAAACAACAGCUAUUAGUUAGUAAAUAAUGGGAAACACAUCGUCACACACGCAUGAACCUUUGGAAAGGGGCUUCACACGAGGAAAAUUUGGUGAUGUUAAAAAUGGGAAAUCCGCUUCAUUCCGUUUUAGUAAAAAGUCUCCCAAGAAAAUGGAUCGUUUGCGACGAUCCUUUCGUGAUUCGUUUAGACGCCGAAAGGAUCGUGUACCCGAAUCAUCGAAACCUCAUCAAUGGCAGGCAGAUGAAGAGGCUGUACGCACCGCUACAUGUUCGUUUGGGGUUAAGUAUUUAGGUUGCGUCGAGGUUUUCGAAUCGCGUGGUAUGCAAGUUUGCGAGGAGGCCCUCAAAGUUUUGCGGAACUCUCGUCGUCGUCCGGUGCGUGGUCUGCUACAUGUUAGCGGUGAUGGUUUACGCGUGGUAGAUGAUGAGACUAAGGGCCUGAUUGUGGAUCAGACCAUAGAAAAGGUCAGCUUCUGUGCGCCAGAUCGUAAUCAUGAACGUGGUUUUAGUUACAUUUGUCGCGAUGGCACUACACGUCGCUGGAUGUGUCAUGGAUUUUUGGCUUGCAAAGAUUCGGGAGAGCGUUUGUCGCAUGCGGUGGGUUGUGCCUUUGCGGUGUGUUUGGAGCGCAAACAAAGGCGUGACAAGGAGUGCGGUGUGACUAUGACUUUCGAUACCAAGAAUAAUACAUUCACACGCACGGGCUCCUUCCGCCAGCAGACAAUGACCGAACGUUUUGCCAACAACGAGCGGGGCAUUGAUACGCCCUCGGCUGCCAUUACGCCCCAGCCGAAACCCUUUAACCCCUUCGCCAUUGAACGGCCUCAUGCUACAGCUUCCAUGCUGGAGCGCCAGGGCUCCUUCCGGGCCUUUAGCACAAUUGGUAGUCAGUCACCUUUUAAGCGCCAGAUGUCGUUGCGCAUUAAUGAUCUUCCGUCCAAUGCUGAGCGUCAAAAGGCCUUCAUGGCCGCUGCCUCCGGCAAUGCUUUGGCUUUGAACACACCCAAUCGCAGUGUGUCACCCAUACCCGAAGUGUCGCCCGCUAGAGCUGGCAUGGAGAUGGAGAAUGGUGGCUUGGCCACGGCCGAAACUGUCAGUCAGCUGUGUCAAGAGCUCAGUCAGGGCCUGACCUUGCUGUCGCAAACCGAUGCAAUGCUGGCGGCCUCUGAAAAUGGUGCCACCGAUGAUCUCAAUUUCAAUAAUAACUUGAGCAUUAAUCAGAAUAUUAUAGCUGCGGAAAAGCACUAUCAGAAAGUAAUCUCCUCACCCACCAGCAUCAGUAGUUAUGGUGUGGUGACACCCACGGCCCAAGUCACGCCACGUAUUGCCACUGUGUCGCCGGCAAUACUCAAAACACCUCCUCAGACACCUAGUAAUACACCAACACUUCCAACGAGUAACGAAAAGCUAACACUCAAGGAAGCCACACUGCCGAAAGCCGAUCAAUGGUUGGGUCAGGUGGUGAAAAGCACCUCACCGGCGGCCCUCAAGCGAGCUCCUCAACUGGUCAACUCUGGACGCACACAAUCGAUGAGCUCUGUGCCCGGCACCAAUGAUCCCUUCGAUGCCGAAUGGGUGGCUGGUGUCACGAAACCCUUGUCACCCGAGUUGCCAGUGCCAACAGGAGCUGCAGUGGCUGGUGUUACCACUCCAACGGCAGCCGUAGGCAACACAACAGCACCGCUACACAGUACUAAUCCCUUUAUAUCGCCACCUAAAGCCCCAGCGCAAUCAUUCCAAGUGCAGCUCUAAGAAGGAGCGCGCACACAAAAUAUUUAAUUAGACACUAAAGUAGACUAGACUAAUGGGAAGCAUGCUGAUGGGGGAAGUGAAGUGAAGUGUUGGACACGGCCACUUUAAAAACUAAAUUUUUGUUAAGCGUUGAAAGAAUUGAAAAAUUAUAACUGCCACCACCACCUUGCAAAAGUUGUGGGAGUUGUUAUACUAAAAAACAAAAAAAAAAAACUGAAAAGCCGCUUAAAGAAACGAUAACAACAUUACAAUAAUGGCUGGCAAUCUUGUUACUUAAUUAAUCGCUAAAUUGAUGUUACUUACAUAUACACAUUUAAAAAACAACAAAAAAGAAAAAACAUUUCUACAUAUACAUUUACAAUUACAAACAAAUACAUAAAAGAAACUGUUUUACUUUUACAUUUUCUUUUAAAUAUCUAUUAUUUAAUUUUUAAAUUAAUCUUUAAUAAAAAUAUUUAAAAUAUAAAAAAAAACUCAAAUAAAAUUCAACUAAAAUCCUAAAUUUGUUAGAAAUUAAAAAGAGAUUUGAUCGUAAAGGAAAGACAUGCAAAUUUCUAUAAGAAAUUUGUUUUAGAACAGACCCCACUUAAGCUAAGCAGCAACAGCAAGAAUUAUUAUUAAAUGUAUACAACCAUAGAGAAAUACACAUAGAGUGGAAGCUAGAAAAAAACUCAAACAAAAAAAAUUACUCAGAAUCAUCUCUUACUAAAUCCACUUAGAUUUUUGACAAUUGAGUUAGGUCUUUAACAGCAGAGUUACCGAUCUAUGUGUUUUUAUCUAUAUAUUCAACAUUCAUUCAUAUCUAUAUGUAUUAAUUGCUUAAUUCAUUAAAACAUAUAAAAUAAUUAUAGUUUUAAAACACUCAAUUGAACUCUCAAUCUCUCAAGUCUUGAUUAAUUUCAAAUUUAGCCAACAAACAAACGCCUUCUUUAAUUUUUAACUUAAUAAUUAAAUAAAUUAAAUUAAAUAAAAUAAAAUAAAUAAUUGUGUCUGUAUUUAACAAUCUAUCAAUUGAUUAAUUUGUACAAAAUGUAUUAUAUUAAAUUAAUUUUAUAAAUUUAAUUAUUUACUUUUAAUUACUUAUACAUCUAUAUAUUUUUUUUUUGUUUUUUUUUUUAUUUAGACUUUUAUUAUGUUAAAUUAAUUACAUUGCAAAAAAACAAACAAAUGAAAUUUAAGAAAUUUAUUAUUAUAUUAUAAAAUAAAUAAAUAAAAUAAAACAAAUUAUUGAUAAAGAAA